GAGCGGCGGCGGCGGCCAUGGAGGCGUCCCCGGGCGCGCGCAUCCGUGAGGGGGACUGCGCCGUCCUCAAGCGCGGCGAGGUCUUCAAAGCCGUGCCCGUCCUGCGCCGCAGGCCAUCUGGCAUAGCGGGAAGCGCCUGUACCCCAGCAGGAAUUGCUAAAAUCAAUGGACACAGCCUGGGCUUCUCCCCCUUGCAGCAGAAAAAUUUAUAGACCAAGGUGUAGAAGUCAGUGUUGGGUAAUGUGGCCAGACAUCUGAUUCAGUAGGAUGGAGAUUUGAAGAAAAAUUAUCUUUGAGAAGCAGUGGUUCUACCUGGAUAAUGCCAUUGGACAUAUUUAUGGAACUACAUUUGAAGUAACCAACGGUGGAAACCUCCAGCCAAAGCAAGAGGUGGAAGAGACUACCACAGAAACAAAGGAAGCAGGUACAGAUAAUCGUAACAUAGUUGACGAUGGGAAGUCUCAAAAACUGACUCAUGAUGACAUAAAGGCUUUGAAGGACAAGGGUAUUAAAGGACAGGAAAUAGUUCAACAGUUAAUAGAGAACAGUACAACAUUCAGAGACAAAACAGAAUUUGCUCAAGAUAAAUACAUAAAGAAGAAGAAAAAAAAAUAUGAGGCAGUUAUUACAAUUGUGAAACCAUCCACUCGCAUUCUUUCAACAAUGUAUUAUGCAAGGGAACCUGGAAAAAUUAACCACUUGAGAUAUGACACCCUGGCUCAGAUGCUUACCCUGGGAAACAUCCACGCUGGCAACAAGAUGAUUGUUAUGGAAACAUGUGCCGGCCUCGUGCUGGGAGCUGUGAUGGAGCGAAUGGGGGGCUAUGGAUCCAUCAUUCAGAUGUACCCAGGAGGAGGACCUGUGAGAGCUGCUACCACUUGUUUUGGAUUUCCAAAACCUUACUUUGAUAAUCUUCAUGAAUUUCCUCUCAGCAAAGUGCACAGUCUCCUCUCUGGGACAUUUUCUACAGAGACUCUGCCUUCAGACCCUGAAGAUAAUGCACCAGUGGAAGAAGAAAGCAAUGGAUUGACUGAGGAGAAACAGACUUCCCUGCAGGAAACAGAAGAGGAACCUACUACUGAAGCACCCAUGGAGGUCAACCAGUCAGAAGAGCAGGAAACAAUGGACAUUAAUGCUGAAGAUGUAGAAUUUAAAGAGAACAAAGAAAAAGAAAAUAAAGAAAAUGUUCGGGAAAAGCAAAUGAAACAAUGGGAGAGAAGAAAAAAGCUCACAGAAACUGCUGCUUUGUUGAGGGAAAAGAAUGCUGAUGGCUUAAUCGUAGCCAGCAAGUUUCAUCCCACACCCUUAUUACUGUCUUUAUUGGAAUUUGUUGGUCCUUCAAGGCCUUUUGUUGUCUACUGCCAGUAUAAAGAGCCAUUAUUAGAAUGUUACACAAAGCUGAGAGAAAGAGGUGGAGUUAUAAACCUAAAGCUGUCUGAAACCUGGCUACGAAACUACCAGGUCUUACCAGAUCGAAGCCAUCCAAAACUGACAAUGAGUGGAGGCGGAGGGUACCUUCUGUCUGGCAUCACUGUUGUCUUGGAUAAGGGCAAAUCUGAUUCCAGUAGUUUAGAAGCACUGAAGAUGGAGGAGCCAUCACCUAAAAGAUGCAAAGUUCAAGACCUUCAUUGUUAACAUUUGGAGAAUUCAUUUGGUUUUUUAGAUCUCGGGAGUCUUACUGUUAGUAAAAUACCUAUACUUUCAGUGCUCUUGGCAGCACAGGAAUGGUACCUGUCACACAUCUGUCAGAAAAAGCAGCAGAACUGUGUGGUGGGAGGACUGUCUCACUCCUUAGCAGUUUACAUGAUCUGAAUGUGAAGAAGCAGCCCUGGAAGCAAACAGCACACUGAAAUCACUGUAACUUCAGAAAGAAGAGAUCAAGGAAGAUAAAGCAUCAGUGAAGGCAUUCUGUUUGUUUGUUGCCAAAGUUGAAUAUGAUGUAGUUUUUUUAAAAGGUUGAGUCCGAAUCAACACAUCUAACUUAGCUUUCCGUUUUCCCAGAGCAGCAUCAGAGAAUUCUCAUCAGCAUUCUGUGUGAUCUGCUCCCCCUUUGGACACAGAACUCAGCUGUUUUCAGUAAUUUAAGAAAGUAGAAUGAACAGGGGAAAAAAAAAUCAUACACUUCUUUUUCCAAAGGAAUAAUAAAAAGAGAAACUAAUGUUAGACAUGACCCCAUGUUUACAGCAUGACCCCAUGUUUUCCUGAAAUAGAUACAGAAGAGAAAGUGCAUGUUCUUAAAUUAAAAUACUAAGUAUUUAAUCAGAAUGUCUCUAUUAGUAUUGUCUGUCAUUUUCCUGAGAGUUGUUAUCUAUUUUUAAGAUACUACUAUUUUGAAGACUGCUAUAUGUAUAUAUAUUUAUUCUACUGUUUGAUCUUUCAGGAUGUCAGCUUUUUUAUUGAUUUUUUUUUUAACUUUGCAUUUGCCAUGUCAAUUAAACUGCAGGGUGUUUUUCCUAAUGAGA
This is a messenger RNA of Chiroxiphia lanceolata (lance-tailed manakin), 2462 nucleotides long. It is a transcript of the gene TRMT6, whose product is annotated as tRNA methyltransferase 6. The transcript has 12 exons. Gene Ontology annotation, biological process: tRNA methylation. The record is from RefSeq and is a predicted model, not a curated record. Gene Ontology annotation, cellular component: nucleus; tRNA (m1A) methyltransferase complex. Lineage: Eukaryota; Metazoa; Chordata; Aves; Passeriformes; Pipridae. The coding region runs from base 664 to 1635 and encodes 323 amino acids.